AGCUGGCCUUAGAGUUUUUAUUAUCUAUUUCAUUUGCAUGAAAAUAGCUUAUGCGACUGAACCUAUGCGGAAAUAUCAAGGGGAGGUAGGAAACUCGAUAUUUUAGCAGGGUGAGCUUUUUCCGUACGCUUUUCCACAGGUGGCAUAAUGUCCAAAAUGAGGCUCCCUGCACGUACGUAGUACUCACCGUAACCAACAAUUGAAAUAUAAGGAUUUGUAUGGGAAAAACGGUUCUAUUCUUAACCCUAAAAGACUGAGGAGUAUGCACGAAAAUAAACCUACCUACUACAGUUGUGUGUUUCCUUGUUUCCCGUUAGAUUUCUGGACCUUAUAGCUGUUGAAGUGCUUUUCAGCUUCACUGCUUUGUCCUCUAUAUCCGGUAUAUAUCCUUUAGGGAAAGCACGCGGUAGAGCCAGGCCAGGAUAUAGACGGACUCGGACAAGGCACUGAGGACGCGACUAGUGAUAAGGAAUUAAAGAGGUACUAUUUCAUUCAGAACUGAUUAACGUGGAGGACGCAAGAGCGAAAUUGUUGGCAUUGGGAUCUCUAUCUAAGAGUUGCUGCUGGAAACACUUUUAAUUUUCAUCAAAUGAAAGAAUGCUCUUAUGUUGAUGGAUCAAAGCUACCUAGAAGCUUUCUGAAGUUGUACAGGUCUUUCUUUACAAUUUGGUUGCCUUCACUGGGCCACAAAGUUGCUACAAAAAUGUGUAAUUGCCAUGACGCGAGCAAACCUUGUAUAGACUAUAGAGGAAUGGAUGGACGGUCGGGAAACUUCUUUAAUACGUGAUACAAGAUCAGUGUUACGUUUGUCUGUUUUUGUUGUUGUUUUUUUUCUUUCAGUACUUUCUAGCCUGUGCUGAAGGUAAAAUGAUCCCCGUCUGACACAGCUUUCCAGACCACCUUAUUGUGCAUUGAUCUACUUCUUGUCUAUUAAUAUUCCGGAUGUCACAUUUUUAUUACCUCGGUAAGUUCUACAUCCUAUCUUCAGUCUAACCAAGACUCGAAGAAAGUUUUUUUUAUUAUUUUGUGCACGUUUCAGUAAGUGGCUGAGUAUAUUGUUGUACUGCCCCGGAGUGUCAUCAGUCCAGUAUUUGACGGGGCCAAUUAUUUGGCACCUAAAAACAGUUAGGGUGGCAAAAUAGAGUUCAGAAUUUUAACCUUUCAAUUUAGCCUUAAAUAUUCCUUUAGUUAAUUAAGUGCACCAGUUGCGCACAUCCGUCCCGGCCGCUUCAAAUGACAAAAACAACAAGUAGUGUUAUUUGCAUAACUAUAAAUUCGCACAGUAUUGCAAAAGCACGAGCGUAACAUAAAAAAAAAACAACAACAACAACAGAAACAAUAAUGGUUAAGAAAUACUGCAAUAGCACCGCCACGACACAUCGGCAAUCCUGACUCUCCUAAUUGCGUUUCAUACAGUUUGUAUAAUUUUCUUAGGAGAGUCUCUAUAUUGGUCAAAUGCUCAGCAAUAAUAUUAAGAAAUUGUUAGUAAAAAUUUCGACAGGGCAAUAUUCGAUUAGGAAGUAUUAAAAAAUAAAUCUUUAUUGGAUCAAAAUGUUCGAAGCCGACCGUUUCUUUGCCCUUUUUUUGGUGAGGGAAAAUGUUGGGAAUUUUGAAAUGCUUAGUUCAGCCCAAGGUUCUUGGUUCAGCCCCUUGGUUCAGCCAGAAAUCGCUGCCAAAAUAAGAAUCAAUUGUAAAUGUGAACCUUUUGAUCUUUUAAUUAAUGGGCGCUGGUUUAAUUUAAUUUCCUGUUAUUUACUCAGGCAAAUGUUCACGAGAUGAUUGAAUCACUUGAUACGUGUGCAAGAAAUUUAACCGCUAGCUCAACUUUCUUCAAGAGGAUUUGCAUUUAGGUGUUUUACAUCAUCAAGAAACAGCCCUGCUGCGAAAAGCCCCUGGAGUUCAGAGCAGGGUGUAUUGAAAAAUCUUGAUAAAGGUAAAACGACAUAUCACUGGGUAUUUAGCAGCUGACUUCGGUACAGUCAAACACAAACCGAGAAUGCAGAGCCCGUGAAAGGUCAUGAAAGUGUUUAUAAAUACAUCAUUAACGGGCUAGAUAACAAAAAUAUCGGUUGAAUAGCUCGUAAUUUUCGGCGACUGCUUAGCACCUUAAUCAUGGAAGAGCCAAGCAUUGACAAUUUCACCGAAGAGAUCGACAGCUCGCCUACGAUGAAUCAACUGUAUUUUGAAGAGCCCGCUGUUCUCAUGAUAACGCGCCUAACCAUCGAGGUGACAUUAGUCUUUAUGGGACUCGUUGGAAAUACGGUGGUGUCAUUCGUCAUUUCAAGACAGCACAGGUUUCGUUCCGGGCUGAAACUUUUCAUCAGAAAUCUCGCCUUCGCCGACAUCGGUAUCCUUGCAAUCAGCUUUCCUAUUGCUGUUGUGAAAGAACAACUGCCUUUUUACUGGCCCUUUGGAAGGGUGAUAUGUCUGUAUUUUUAUCCCUUAGCUGAAGUAUUCCACGGAGUGUCAGUUUGGUCUAUAACUGCUAUAGCCAUUGAGCGUUACCGAAAGAUCACUACUAUUAAAGGCGCUAGGAACAGCACUUACAUCUCAACAAAAUCUUUGAACUGGGGACUAUUGGCUAUUUGGCUCAUUUCUUUUCUCGUUGUGUCGCUACCAUUGCUUUUUGUUAUGGAUUUUAUGGAACACAAUACAGAGACGUCUACGGAGAUUUUCUGCGUAGUGGCUUGGUCUCACACCAUACAUAGCAUAUACAUUAUUUCCUUGGCAAUAUUUUGGUAUCUGCUACCUCUUGUAAUAAUCGUCUUCACUUACGUAAAGAUUUCAAGAGAGAUUCAACAAAGUAAUGAGUUUCAUAAAACAAGUAUUAGACGUCGAUCAAGGCAGAGGAAUCUAGAGGAUUCUCGUAACACCCGUCUCACGAUGGAAGCGAAGCGAAUGAGGCAGAAUUCGAAAGCAAAGAAAAUUUUAACCCCCAUCGUGCUAGUCUUCACGAUAUCAAUGCUUCCACUGAACGCACUUCGUGUGAUGUUAUUAUUCUGGGAGGAGCUAGCUUUCGAGAAGCACUUUCUUCUGAUCUAUAACGUCUGCGUAAUUGGAGUUGUAAUUAACUCAGCAGCUGAUCCCUUGAUAUACUCGAUAGUUUCUAAGGAUUUCCGAUCAGAGCUCAAGGAAAUCGCUUCUCAGUUUACUCAAACAUUGCGGAAUCUUAUCAAACUAAGAAGGGAUGAUAACAACAAUUCAUCUGGUAGUAACAUUGGCUUAACUCAAACACGCGAAGUUUCCCUCAAACGCCGGGACGAACACAUUGAAACCGCAAUUUUGGUCACCCGUGUUUGAUUUCGAAAAACAGCGCGGCUUGCUGA
Orbicella faveolata is the source of this 3326-nucleotide messenger RNA. Its product is annotated as neuropeptide Y receptor type 6-like. Gene Ontology annotation, molecular function: G protein-coupled receptor activity. Gene Ontology annotation, cellular component: membrane. The record is from RefSeq and is a predicted model, not a curated record. Lineage: Eukaryota; Metazoa; Cnidaria; Anthozoa; Scleractinia; Merulinidae. Gene Ontology annotation, biological process: G protein-coupled receptor signaling pathway.